CCUCUCGGCGGGCGGCUCCACCGUCGAUCUACGCGAGUGCCUCCUAUGGUUUGGAUUUGACACCAUGGGCGAGCUUGGCUUCGGCCGCUCGUUUGGCACGCUCCAGGAGGCACGCACCUCGCACGUGGUGCAUCUCGUCGAGCGCGGCGUGCGGGCCAUCAACACGAUUGGCAACGUGCCGUACGUGGCGCACAUUCUCCGCUUCCUGCCGUCGCCCAUUGCGGCUUUCGAGGCCUGGCUCACGACAGCGCUUGACUGGCGCCUACACAAGGACCGCAAGAAGGACGACGGCCUCGUGCCGACGGAUGUGUUUGCGUAUCUCCUCGGCGAAGAGGGAAAGCAGCGGCGCAAGCUCAAUCGUAAGGAGCUGCAGCAGGACUGCAUGCUGAUGGUCGUAGCUGGGUCGGACACGACGUCCAACGCCAUGACAUUCUGUCUGUUCGAGAUGGCGCACCAGCCGGCACUGCUGGAGCGUGUUCGGCGCGAGGUGGAGGCACUGCUGCCCGACGGCGGCGCUGAGCUGUCCGAGAGCAGCUUCGAGGCGCUGCGCGACGAGGCGCCGCUGCUCAACGCAUGCAUCUUCGAGGCGCUGCGCCUCUGGCCUCCGGUGCCGUCGGGCCUGCAGCGCACGACGACGACGGACGGCAUGGUCCUGCCGGGUGGCAUGGUGGUCCCGCAUGGCACGGUGGUGAGCACGCAUACAUGGACGAUGCACCGCGACGCACGCAACUUCUACCAGCCGGAGCGCUUUGCGCCCGAGCGCUGGCUGAGCCCGACCGGCGCGCACAAUGCUAAGGCGUGGUCGCCUUUUGGCUUCGGUGCCACGAGCUGCAUCGGCAAGCAGCUGGCAUACAUGGAGAUGCGCCUCGUACUGGCGCUCUUUGUGCUGCGCUUCGACAUCGCCGUGGCGCCGGCGGCGGCACAGGCGUUCCGUGCCUCGGUGCGCGAUCAAUUCGUCAUUGCUGCCGGGGCGCUGCAGGUGUCGCUGCAGCGGCGCCGUGCAUGAGCACGGCGACUGGUCAGAUUUAAGGAUGUAGCGAGCUGGACGACGAAUCGAUGUGCCUGCGUUGC
Molecule: messenger RNA, 1071 nt
Organism: Tilletiopsis washingtonensis
Lineage: Eukaryota; Fungi; Basidiomycota; Exobasidiomycetes; Entylomatales
Product: cytochrome P450
Exons: 4
Coding region: 65-1006 (313 amino acids)
Molecular function (GO): iron ion binding; heme binding; oxidoreductase activity, acting on paired donors, with incorporation or reduction of molecular oxygen
Source: RefSeq, a predicted model, not a curated record